GGGGAGUAGUACGUCUAGUCCCCCCCCCGAAUUUAACUUUUUCAGAUUCUCCCUUUCUUGCCGUCGCCUCCGCACCUUCUAUCGGAGGCAGCGGGAUGCAGAAAGGGAGACAGCUCGUCCGAUUGUGGAUCCCCUCGCCUGGAGCUGAGAAGGAAAACGAGAUGGGAGGAGCUUGAAGCCUCUGAGAUACAGCAAGAUACCCAAUGCAGUAAAAGCUCUCGACGCGAGCGGAAGCCGGCGGCACACAAUGCAGCACUGAGGCGGUGGCGAGGAGGCGCCUCUCCCGCUAGCAGCAGCAGCAGCAGCAGCCUGGCCGUAGGAGCGCCCUUCUUCUCCCUCUCGCAAAUCGCCUUGUGAUCCUCGCUUCUCGCGGGCAGCUCACCUUCCUCUCCCGCCACUUCUCCCAAGAGGCAGCCAUGCACAUCGCGACUCCUCUGCUCUCCUUGAUGUUCUGGACCGUCGGAAUGCGCUCGGAAGCUCGCUGCGGCCGCUCAGGAGACACCUUGUUGACUGAGAUGGAGAGAAAGGCUGCGGAUCGCUUCAGGGAAAAACAGAAGAGCGUCCCUUUUCGGCUCCUCUAUAGUGCCAGUGAAGGCAACGAAACUCCUCACGACCUGCUCGACACUCGCAUCGGCCAUAGCUCUGUUGGGAAGCAGUCAACUCAUAUUGCUAGAGUCAGCUUCCAGGUUGAUGCUUUUGGAUCUUCUUUCAUCCUAGAUAUAGAAUUAAAUCAGUAAGUAUAUAAAUAUAUUCAUUUUAUUUGA
Crotalus tigris (Tiger rattlesnake) is the source of this 764-nucleotide messenger RNA. Its product is annotated as disintegrin and metalloproteinase domain-containing protein 22-like. Bases 417 to 737 code for a protein of 106 amino acids. The transcript has 3 exons. The record is from RefSeq and is a predicted model, not a curated record. Lineage: Eukaryota; Metazoa; Chordata; Lepidosauria; Squamata; Viperidae.